CCAUUGAGCCAUGGAAUCGUGUAGCUAUCGGUGGUCGCUGUUAAUAUCCCUCUAGAAAUGGCAGGUCCUUCAAAUCAAACUCAACCGCCGCCGCCCGUUCUGACGCAGCCUUCACUCUCUUUUACUCAAGGCCUUCUUGUCGGCCAACUCUCUGUAGUCCUGCUGAUCGGAGCUUUCAUCAAAUUCUUCAUAUUCGGCGAAGCUCCUCCGCAUCCUUCUCGAAACGGCCUAUCCAAUCGCACGAGCUCUCACCGACGGUCAUAUUCCCUAAAUUCAAUAUCUGCAGAUUCUAGUCCACGGACACUGAGAGAAAAGCCCUCGACAUCCAAUAUACUCCGACCCGUCCCCUCUUCCUCUACAAACACCCGCUCCAUCCUUCGAAAGACGUACUACAGCGCCACGCCCACGAAUCCCACGUCCAAGCAUAGCAGAUCCCGCCCCCAUCACUCUUCCCAUCAGCCGGAAUCUCUUGAUUGGUUCAAUGUUCUGAUCGCACAGACUAUCGCACAGUAUCGACAGACAGCAUAUAUCCUCAAAGACUCACCUACAUCCUCCAUCCUCGCUUCUCUCUCCGAAGCGCUAAACAACCCGGAAAAGAAGCCUUCCUUUAUCGACAGCAUCAAGGUGACAGAUAUAUCAUUAGGAGAGGAAUUCCCCAUCUUCAGCAACUGUCGAGUUAUCGCCGUUGAAGACCCAAAUUCAGAUGGCGGCCGCCUCCAAGCACUCAUGGACGUCGAUCUGAGUGACGAUAACCUCUCACUCGCCGUCGAAACCUCCCUCCUUCUAAACUACCCAAAGCCCUUCUCCGCCGUCCUCCCCGUCGCCCUCGCCGUCUCCGUUGUCCGCUUCUCCGGCACAUUAUGCAUUUCCUUUGUCCCCGGCCCAGGCACCUCAGACCAAACAAUGUCCCCAUCCCCAAGCCCGCCAAAGGAAGCCAGCGCAGAAAACAUUGCCGUCGACCACCAAAGUCCUGAGCGACAGAGCGCUAGGCAACGGGCACCUCACCAACACAAAUAUACAAAUACAAAUACGGCCGGUGCCACUGCCGCUGCCACCGCCGACGACAACGACACACACGCCAAGCUCCCCCACGGCAUCCCCAAAACAAGCCUCGCCUUCUCCUUCCUACCAGACUACCGCCUAGACCUUUCCGUGCGUUCCCUCAUCGGCUCCCGCAGCCGCCUACAAGACGUGCCCAAGGUAGCACAGCUCGUCGAAGCGCGCGUGCAAGCAUGGUUUGAAGAGCGGGUUGUCGAACCGCGCGUGCAAGUUGUGGGGUUGCCCAAUAUCUGGCCGCGGAUGGGGAGGACGGGGGUGAGGGGGAGUCAGGAGGAGACUGAGGCUGGGGCAGGGGGGUCAGCGCCAGCUGAUAUUCCGGGAACGGCUGGUGGGGAUGGUGUGGGGGUUCGGGGAGGGGGAGGGGGAGGGGGAGUUGGUGGAAGUGGUGGUGGAAGCAUGAGAGGGACGUCGGGGUGGGGGAUGGGAUAUGAUGGGCUGCGGUAUCGGCAUAAUGCACAUGGGGAUGGUGGGGUUGGCGCUGGGCCGGGACAGAGUGCGGGUGCAGCGUUGUAUGGUGGUGCUCAGGGUGGUGGAGGAGGCGGUGGGAGGGGCGGCGAGGAACAGUUUGCGAUACCAGGUUCGAUGCCAGACCCGGUAGUUGUGACAUAGGUGUUUUAAGGUUUUUGGAAAGACACAAGGGAAACGGGGGUUACUUAAAUUUGCAUACGUGUUGGGAUAUUGCAUACGAUUUUCCUUUUAUAAUAUCCAAGAUGGAGGCAGGUAUCUGGCAGCUUUUCCUAUGUGUAUUCCGUGUCUUCUUCUUGCUUGUAUAGCUAUCUAAUCAUUGGUCUUUCUGUUGCGAUGUUUCUGUCAUUCCAAAUAGAGCGAUUCAUGCGAACGGCAGUAAACAAAUCAGGACGAUCCUUCAUUAUCCCGAAUAAAUUAUACCUGAACUAAAUAACUGAAUUAACACCCGCUUGGGUCCAUUGUCACCUUUUUUUUACCCCGGAAGCAACCAGGGUCAACCAAGGGGAAAAAAUACAAUCAUUACCAAAGGGGAUAUAUGCCGUCCGCUAGGGAGUUCCUCAGCGCAAAAAACCCACAUUUUCCAUCAAACAUCACAAUACUAAAACGUCGUCAUUACAGUAUUGCAAAUGCACCCUUAAAAUAUAAAAAUUAAAAUUAAAAUAAAAUAGAAUAAAUCAUG
Blastomyces dermatitidis ER-3 is the source of this 2206-nucleotide messenger RNA. RefSeq names its product maintenance-mitochondrial morphology protein 1. Gene Ontology annotation, biological process: mitochondrion organization; phospholipid transport. Gene Ontology annotation, molecular function: lipid binding. Gene Ontology annotation, cellular component: ERMES complex; endoplasmic reticulum. Bases 58 to 1668 code for a protein of 536 amino acids. Lineage: Eukaryota; Fungi; Ascomycota; Eurotiomycetes; Onygenales; Ajellomycetaceae. The transcript has 3 exons. The record is from RefSeq and is a predicted model, not a curated record.